Prunus armeniaca (apricot) is the source of this 2616-nucleotide messenger RNA. Lineage: Eukaryota; Viridiplantae; Streptophyta; Magnoliopsida; Rosales; Rosaceae. The record is from the annotation of a GenBank genome assembly.
AUGACUUCACUUUCGCUUUCAACCAAGUUUUCUCUCUAUCCAAACAGCACAUUUCUCCAAUUUCAGUUCCCAAACAGAACUCAAAGAAUCAGCUUCCCCAAGAAAACACAAAUAGCGUGCUCAGCCACAGAGCAACCAAAAGGACAGCAAAAGCGGCCAAAGAAGAAGAAAAGCGUUACGGACAGCGAGAAAGGGAUUGACCCAGUUGGCUUCCUUACCAAAUUCGGCAUUUCCCAUAAACAAUUUUCUCAGUUCCUCCGUGAAAGACACAAAUCCUUGAAGGACCUCACGGAUGAAAUUUUCAAUCGUCACAUUGAUCUCCGAGAUAUGGCUUCAGGAUUUGAGAUAUUGGGUAUUCAUCGACACCCGGAACAUAGAGAGGAUUAUAUGGAGUGGGCUCCAGGUGCUCGCUACUGUGCACUGGUUGGUGAUUUCAAUGGGUGGUCUCCUACAGAGAACUGUGCAAGAGAGGGUCAUUUUGGCCAUGAUGACUAUGGAUACUGGUUCAUCAUUCUUGAAGAUAAGUUGAGGGACGGAGAAAAACCAGAUGAACUCUAUUUUCAACAGUAUAACUACAUUGAUGACUAUGAUAAAGGUGACAGUGGUGUUCCCAUUGAAGAAAUCUUUAAGAAAGCAAAUGAUGAAUAUUGGGAACCUGGAGAAGACCGGUUUAUAAAGAACCGUUAUGAAAUUCCAGCAAAGUUAUAUGAGCAGAUUUUUGGGCCUAAUGGUCCUCAAACAUUGGAGGAACUUGAAGAAAUACCGGACGCAGAAACAAGAUAUAAAGCAUGGAAAGAACAGCAUAAAGAUGACUUACCUAGUAAUACACCUUGCUAUGAUGUGAUUGACAAUGGAAAAGAGUAUGACAUUUUCAAUGUUGUGCUUGAUCCUGUAUCACAAGAGAAAUUUCGUGCAAAGAAGCCUCCCUUGGCAUAUUGGUUGGAGACACGCAAAGGAAGGCAGGCAUGGUUGAAAAAGUACAGUCCUUGCAUUCCUCAUGGGAGCAAGUACAGGGUCUAUUUUAACACUCCUAGUGGGCCAUUGGAACGAGUACCUGCUUGGGCUACUUAUGUGCAACCAGAUGCAGAAGGAGAGCAAGCUUUUGCUAUCCACUGGGAUCCGCCGCCAGAAUAUGCAUACAAAUGGAAAAAUUCACGCCCGAAAGUGCCAAAAUCUCUGCGUAUUUAUGAAUGCCAUGUUGGCAUAAGUGGAUCAGAGCCAAAAAUAUCUUCUUUCAGUGAUUUCAUAGAGAAGGUCCUUCCUCAUGUAAAGGAGGCUGGAUAUAAUACAAUCCAACUGAUUGGAGUUAUUGAGCACAAAGAUUAUUUCACUGUUGGUUAUAGAGCCACUAAUUUAUAUGCUGUUAGCAGCCGAUAUGGCACUCCUGAUGAUUUCAAGCGGUUGGUUGAUGAAGCACAUGGACUAGGACUGCUGGUCUUCUUAGACAUUGUCCAUUCCUACUCAGCUGCAGAUGAGAUGGUUGGAUUGUCACUAUUUGAUGGAACAAAUGACUGCUACUUCCACACAGGUAAACGGGGACAUCACAAGUAUUGGGGUACCAGAAUGUUUAAAUACGGUGAUCUGGAUGUCCUGCAUUUCCUGCUCUCAAAUUUGAACUGGUGGCCCACAGAGUACCAAAUUGAUGGUUUUCAUUUCCAUUCACUCUCAUCAAUGAUGUAUACGCACAAUGGUUUUGCUUCUUUUACUGGUGACUUGGAGGAGUACUGCAAUCAAUAUGUUGAUAAGGACGCACUAUUAUAUCUCAUUUUGGCAAAUGAGAUACUUCAUGCUUUGCAUCCAGAUAUAAUAACAAUUGCCGAAGAUGCAACCUUCUAUCCUGGGCUAUGUGAACCAACCUCUCAAGGCGGGUUGGGAUUUGAUUAUUGUGUCAAUCUUUCUGUGUCAGAGAUGUGGUCAUCUUUUCUUCAGACUGUUCCAGACCAUGAUUGGAGCAUGAGUAAGAUUGUCAACACAUUAAUGGGCAACAGAAAAUUUGCAGAUAAAACACUUGUGUAUGCUGAAAUCAUAACCAGGGAUGGUUCCCAUGACACAGAGAAAUUACUGCUGAGAGGUUGUUCCUUGCACAAGAUGAUCAGGUUAAUUACUUUGACAAUUGGUGGCCGUGCCUAUCUCAACUUCAUGGGCAAUGAAUUUGGACAUCCAGAGAGGGUUGAGUUCCCAAUGCCAAGCAACAAUUUCUCGUUUUCACUUGCCAAGCGUAGGUGGGAUCUUCUUGCAAAGGAAGGAUUGCAUCGCAACUUGUUUAUAUUUGACAAGGACUUGAUGAAUUUGGAUGAAAAUGAAAGAGUACUUACAAGAGUUUUACCCAGCAUUCAUCAUGUGAAUGACGACAACAUGGUAAUAUCUUACCUAAGAGGCCCCCUUCUCUUCGUAUUUAACUUUCAUCCAACAGAUUCUUAUGAAGGAUACAGAAUAGGGGUAGAAGAGGCUGGAGAGUAUCAACUUGUACUCAAUACGGAUGAAAUAAAGUAUGGAGGUCAGGGACUUAUAAAGGAUGACCAGUAUUCGAGGAAAACUAUUAGCAAAAGAGGCGAUGGCCUCCGAAACUGCUUAGAAGUGCCUAUGCCCAGUAGGACUGCCCAGGUUUACAAAUAA